UGCCAGGAUGUUAUUCAAAUUACUAUUCAAUACUUUUCGUGUUUAGUGUUUGUUGUUUUUUUUUUCAAUAACUUAAUUUUAUGGUUAAUUAAUGUAGAACAAAAGUUAUUCAAAUGAUGUAUUUGAAUUAGCUAUGCAUUUACUUUUAUUAAAUUUUAAAAAUGAAAAGCUUUUAAAGGAAAAAAAGCAAUUAUGCAAGGCAGUUUAUCUUUAAAAUCUUUUUUAAUAUAUGGAUUAAUUUUAUGCUUUACGAUAUCUUUAAUCUUUGGAAUAUUUUCCUUCACUACAGAAUGUAACUGUGAUAAUACUCAAACGUAUAUUACAAAUGAUAAUAAUAAUAAUGAAAGAAUGAAAUCUGCGGCACUUCCUCAAGCUUAUAAUAGUAAAUCAAAAAAACUAUCAAGUGCCUCAGACUUUUCAUUGUCAUCCUCAAAUAUAAAAAAGAAUGUAAAUAAUAAAUAUAAACUAGCUAUAUUAGUGCCAUUUCGUGACAGAUUUGAAGAACUAUUGCAAUUUGUUCCACAUAUGACAAAAUUUUUAAAGAAGCAAUCAAUACAACACCAUAUUUUUAUAUUAAAUCAAAUAGAUCGUUUACGUUUUAAUCGUGCUUCUUUGAUAAAUAUUGGUUUUUUAUAUACAAAAUAUGAGUAUGAUUAUAUUGCCAUGCAUGAUGUUGAUUUAUUACCAUUAAAUGACAAUUUACUUUACGAAUACCCCGAACACGGACCAUUGCAUAUUGCCUCACCAGAUUUUCAUCCAAAGUAUCACUAUCCAAAUUUCGUAGGUGGAAUUUUAUUAAUUAAAAAGGAACAUUUUGAAUUGUUAAAUGGAAUGUCAAAUAAAUAUUGGGGUUGGGGUUUAGAAGAUGAUGAAUUUUUUGUGAGAAUAAAAAAUGCUGGUUUAAUUGUUACAAGACCUAAAAAUAUUACAACUGGACCAAAUAAUACAUUCAACCACAUUCAUGAUCGUAAUCAUCGUAAACGAGAUACUGAAAAAUGUUUUAAUCAAAGAGAAAUUACAAGAAGAAGAGAUCGUGAAACUGGAUUAAAUACAACGAAAUAUCAAAUUGAAAAUAUUCAGAAUUUAACUAUUGAUGAAGCACCAUUAACUGUUUUAAGUAUAAAAUUAAGUUGUGACCGAAACAUUACACCAUGGUGUGAUUGUAGUGGAAAUAAAGAGUAGAACAAUUUACUAAUUUU
Molecule: messenger RNA, 1199 nt
Organism: Condylostylus longicornis
Lineage: Eukaryota; Metazoa; Arthropoda; Insecta; Diptera; Dolichopodidae
Gene: beta4GalT7
Product: beta-1,4-galactosyltransferase 7
Exons: 3
Coding region: 193-1182 (329 amino acids)
Biological process (GO): proteoglycan biosynthetic process; carbohydrate metabolic process
Molecular function (GO): xylosylprotein 4-beta-galactosyltransferase activity
Source: RefSeq, a predicted model, not a curated record